Gopherus flavomarginatus (Mexican gopher tortoise) is the source of this 3448-nucleotide messenger RNA. It is a transcript of the gene RORC, whose product is annotated as RAR related orphan receptor C. The record is from RefSeq and is a predicted model, not a curated record. Gene Ontology annotation, molecular function: nuclear receptor activity; zinc ion binding; RNA polymerase II cis-regulatory region sequence-specific DNA binding. The transcript has 11 exons. Gene Ontology annotation, biological process: regulation of transcription by RNA polymerase II. Bases 34 to 1617 code for a protein of 527 amino acids. Lineage: Eukaryota; Metazoa; Chordata; Testudines; Testudinidae. Gene Ontology annotation, cellular component: nucleus.
CUGAGGGUCCGGCCGCAGCGCGCAGCGGAGCCCAUGGAGCCCGGCGGCGGCAAGCGGCAGCGGGACGGAGCAGGCAGAGGCCCGAUCGUCGUGAAGAAGACGCACACAUCGCAAAUAGAAGUGAUCCCGUGUAAGAUCUGCGGGGACAAAUCAUCAGGGAUUCACUAUGGGGUCAUCACCUGUGAAGGCUGCAAGGGGUUUUUCCGCAGAAGCCAGCAGGGCAACGUGACGUACUCCUGCACCCGCCAGCAGAACUGCCAGAUCGACCGGACCAGCCGCAACCGCUGCCAGCACUGCCGGCUGCAGAAAUGCCUCAGCCUGGGGAUGUCCCGAGAUGCUGUCAAGUUUGGCCGCAUGUCCAAGAAGCAGCGCGACAGCCUCCACGCCGAGGUGCAGAAGCAGCUGCAGCAGCAGCAACAGCAGCAGCAGGAAGGCGGCGAAGCGAUGGCCCCGGCCUACUCCCUGGGCCUGGCUAACGGGCAACUCAAGCUGGCCUCUUCCCCAGACCUGCUGGAGUCCUCAGGCUGCUCCACAGCCCUCCUGAACGGACAGGCGCGGCUGAGCCAGUCUCAGGACGAGACAGUGGCUCUGGCCUACCCCAACGGACUGGCCAAGGGCCACAGCCGGCUGAGCGACAACCUGCGCGGCCCCUUUGCCAGGGACUACAGCCCCGAGCGGAUCAAGAUGGAGAGCAGGGCCAGCGUCUUCUAUGCCCUGGAGAUGCAGGCAUCGCCGGACCUCUCCCGGCUGGACAUCGGCGGGGGCAAGCGGGUCCAGGCCGGGGGCGACGUCGGGGAGACCGUUGACUUCUACACGAGUCCCAACUUCACCAGCAUCCUGGAGUCGCCCGAUUCCUCGGUGACUGAGAUCGAGCACCUGACCCAGAAUGUCCUCAAGUCCUACCGGGAGACCUGCCAGCUGCGCCUGGAAGAUCUGCAACUCCUGAGGCUGGAGACGUUCUCGUGGGAGGAAGUCAGGAGCUACCAGAAGAAGUCCAUGGAGGAGAUGUGGGAACGCUGUGCCUGCCGCAUCACGGAAGCCAUCCAGUACGUGGUGGAGUUUGCCAAGCGGAUGGGCGGCUUCAUGGAGCUGUGCCAAAACGACCAGAUCGUGCUUCUGAAAGCAGGCGCCAUGGAAGUGGUUCUGGUGCGAAUGUGCCGUGCCUUUAAUUCGGAGAACAGGACAGUCUUCUUCGAGGGCAAAUAUGCAGGCCCAGAGCUCUUCAAAUCGCUUGGGUGCAACGAGCUGAUCAGCUCCAUCUUCGACUUCGCUCACAGCCUGUGCUCGCUGCACUUCUCCGAAAACGAGAUUGCCCUCUUCACCGCCUUGGUGCUCAUCAACUCAAAUCGGCCAUGGCUGCAGGAGAAGGGCAAGGUGGAGAGGCUACAGAAUAACCUGGAACUGGCCUUUAAACACAUGUUACGGAAAACCCACCGGGAAGGCAUCCUGGCCAAGCUACCGCCCAAAGGGAAGCUGCGCAGUCUGUGUUACCAGCAUGUGGAGAAGCUGCGGUCCUUCCGGCAGAUGUACCCCAUCAUCGUCCACGCCCUGUUCCCCCCGCUCUACAAAGAGCUGUUCAGCUCCGAGUGCGAGCUCCAGGGAGCGGCGGCAGAAUGAUCCCCAUGGGAGGCCUGUGCCCAGAGACCAACUCCCAUCUCGCGCCGGUCUGUCGCCCCCCACCACCCUGGGAUGGGAGGUAGCGGGGAGUGGGGAGGGUUGGACCAAAUUAGAACCUGCUCCCUCCCAUCCCCUCCCAAACAGCACAGCCGAGGGGUGUGGUGCAGGAGAGGGUGUGGCCAAGUGAUCAGAGCCGACAGCUGGCAGCCAGGACUCCUGGGUUCCAUGCCCGCCUCUGCCACAACCUGAGCAAGUCACUGCCCCUUUCUCUGGGCCUUGUUCCUCUCUCUUUAAUGCAGGGGGUAGGGAGACCCCCUCCCACACACUCCAUGGAGGUGGUGGAGCGAUGCUUAAACAACCUCGUGAAGCUCUUUGAGGGUCUCAGCUGGCAGGUGCUACCGAGGCACAAAGUAUUACUGGUGAGACGCCCUGAGCCGAGACCCCAGAGGGGCUGAGAUCAAGGAGCUCGCUAGCUUUUGCUGUAACAUAUUCAGGGCCAAGGAAAAUACACUGCCCACCAUAUUACUCCAGUGACUAGAAUCUAGAGACUGGCUCGGGUAGUUCAAAUACCUCAUUUUUCAUUUUUUAUUUUUAUUUGUUUUGGUCUCCUUACAGAUUUGUGGCAGGAGAAUUUUUAACCAAGCUGUUUUAAGAUAAUAAUUGUACAUAAUAUAGAGAUCUAUUUUUAAACGUUUGCCUUUAGGUCUAUCCUGCAGCACCAGGGGACCAGCCCCCACCCGCCCAAGCUCCUGUAUUUCUUAUAGCUUGGUAGAAAGUUUGCUGCACACUCUGCUGCCCCCUGCUGGAAAGAAUCCCCAUCCCCAUGAAAUUCUCAGGGUUUCAAACCCAACGAUAUGGUUUUACUCAUAGUAAAAUAUAUAUAUAUAGAUAUUGUAUAAAGUUAAUAUAAUAAAAGGCUGGUUUUUAAUGUUAAGGCUAUUUUUGGAAAGCAACAGAUUCUAAUUUUCUUAAGUACGGGGCUUUUACUGAGCGGGAGCUGAUGGUUGUUUACAAGGAGAGUGAUUUUCAAAAUCGCCUUUUUCUAAAAGAGCUUUUGCAAACCAGUAAAACGAUUCCGAUUGAAAAUUGCUGGGGGGUUGUACCGCUGGGAUUCGGAAGUACAGCCACUGUGACGGGAGGCCGUCUGUGGACCUCAGCCGACUCUGGAUCAAGCCAGUAGAUCAUUCAGGCACACGCCUAACCUCAAGGCCGCGGUUGGUCCCACUGAUUUCACAGGCCAUUGUCCCAUGGAUGCUGCGUGACAUCGCCGUGAAGGGACAGCACUGCUGAGAGUUUGCAGAAUCAAACCCCACGUUCCUUGUCUAGGCUCUUCCAUUGCGCACGAGCACCGUGGAGCAAACCCCAAGGAAGGGGUGUUUGGCCCCCGCCCGCUAAUGCUCACCCUGCUCGCCUGUGCCUCUGACGACGGGACACGACCCCCGGGGGCUGCAACGUAGAGUCCAGCAGCCAACGCGUUUCACUGAGAGGGCUGCAGUGAGGUCAGGGCCAGUCUACGCUGCAAGGAUUGGGGGGUGAUUGCAGAUUUAACCUUGCUAGCUCGGGUACCCAUAGCAGCCAAGGCAAAGCAGUGUGAGCAGUGACCCACAGUUCUGGAUGGGCUUGUACAGCCUGCACUGCCGUGGCGUCACUGCCCCGGUACCCCAGCCAGCUAGAGCCGUCACACCCCGGGAUUGCAGGGCAGACCCACCCAAAGGGUCUGAGUUCCAGAUCCUAGCUGUGGCUAGGGGGGUGAAGGGCAUCCCUGGGGAGAGGCAUCAGCACAGACUAGUGUAGUGCCCUAUAUUUAGUCUCUGCAUACUUGCCUCUACCU